UUUUAGUGCUGAUGUCAUUUUUGGGGCUAAAUGAGCGAGUCAAGUCUUGAUCGAAAUGAUUCAACUUUAUCGAGUAUUGUAGGGUUAGUAUUAGCAAGUGGUCAUAGGAUUGUGAAUCAGUCACGUGAAGACACCCCUCUGACAACCGAGGAGAAAACAAAUGUUCUUAAUCAUCAGUUAAUUGAAAAGCCUCAUAUAUUCCUUGAAAAGUAUCACAGAUAUCUAAACGAAGGAUGUUGCGAAUAUUUUGAAAAUUGUUUGAAAACAAGCGUUAGUUUGGGAGACAAUGAAAAGUCAGUUAUAAAUUUCUUUUUAGCAAAUAUUCAAAAAUCGUCCCGAAUUUCGAACAAAACGCGAAGCAACAGACGUUAUCAUGCAAUGAUUAAGCUUAUGGACGAAAGUACUUUCUUCACGGAGGCACAAAUGAGACACCGGGACCCAGAAGCAUACAACACUAUGAUUGGUCAGUUUUUAUCCAAUCAAGAGUUAGACUCAAUAAUUAGUGAGCCAAUUGCUAGCUUGUCAGAGGAACCCAAAUCUAAAUAUGACCAGCUAUUAGAAACUUUGGAUGAGCAAUUGGGGGAGAGUUCAAAUGGCAGAACUAAGGAGGAAACCGAAAAACAAGGAUAUUCUGAUGAAGAAUUUGAUUCGGAUUCUUCGGAUGACGAAAUGGACGACGGAAAAGACGAGUUCAAUGGCGAUUUGUCAGAAUCCGCGAAAGAGUUGAGACGCCGUGAGUUUCUUUUGUUCAUGCAGCAAAAGUUUCUUCAUGGAAAAGAGAAGAGUGUGGAUUAUCAAGAGAUAGACAGCAACGUCGGAAAUGAUUUAUGUGAAGAGAAGUCGAGAGAUGACGAAGAGGCCUGGUUUGCUGGCGAUGACUAAUUGUUUGAAGCCUUUGAGAAGCGCUAUUGCUAUGGAUGCAAUGUUUUUAUUUUUUCUAUCGAGCUCAACGUUGAUAAGCCAUUCAGAGCAUCCAUCGAGCUCAAUGUUUCAGAGGCAUUUAGGCAAGAACUUCUAUAAUUUUCAAUCAUUGUAAUGCCUGGAUUAUUCUAGAAGUGUUGGAGUAUUCUUUUUGGAAAAAGUCCGAAACUCUUUAAACAAGAUAAACUCGAUUCAACUUUAAGGCUAGACAUAACCGGUCCUGUUUUUUUUCCAAAGUUUUGCAAUUACAGAUGCAUUUCAUUUUGAAAUGAAUUAACUAAAAACAGCAACCUCUAUGCUUGAAAAACUAACUAACAAACCGAUUCAAGUUAUAAAAUAACUUGAAAUAUUUCGAAGUUUUAUAGCUGCAAUAGCUUGCUCGAUAAAUUUAAUUUUUUUUGCAAACCGAUUCAGUCUAACAAUUAAUUUCAAAAUUUCAUAACUUGGAGAGCUUGCUUGGGAAAUCUUGAAAUUUUCGCAAACCGAUUCGGUCAUUGAAUUAACUUUUCAAAGUUAAUAGCUGAAGUGCAGUGAUGAUUUAAAUUAUCCAAACAACGCAUAUGAAACUUGAAAUCUACAACGCAAUUUGAAUAGGUUUUAGACAGUAAAUGAUGAAGACAAAACUU
This is a messenger RNA of Symsagittifera roscoffensis, 1547 nucleotides long. Its product is annotated as coiled-coil domain-containing protein 97-like. The record is from RefSeq and is a predicted model, not a curated record. The transcript has a single exon. Bases 31 to 882 code for a protein of 283 amino acids. NCBI's taxonomy places the organism in Eukaryota, Metazoa, Xenacoelomorpha, Acoela, Convolutidae.